Messenger RNA from Solanum verrucosum, 1576 nucleotides. RefSeq lists its product as uncharacterized. The transcript is spliced from 5 exons. The coding region runs from base 57 to 1346 and encodes 429 amino acids. The record is from RefSeq and is a predicted model, not a curated record. Lineage: Eukaryota; Viridiplantae; Streptophyta; Magnoliopsida; Solanales; Solanaceae. Gene Ontology annotation, molecular function: 5'-3' DNA exonuclease activity; 5'-3' RNA exonuclease activity.
ACGGCCCCAUAUAUACUCAGUGGGGAGCUUCACUUGUUGAAUUGGUAGAGAAUUGCAUGAUGGGUGACAAAGAAAUCCCCAAAAAACAAGCUGCGAAUGGGUCGAAGAACAAGAAGAAGAAGAAGAGAGGUGGUUCAAAGAAGAGAAUGACAUCUGAACAGACUUCGGCAUACAAUUGUGUGAGUGAAUGGGUUUUCUUGGACCGCCCUCAUUUACCCAAUACUGACGAUUUUUCCAUUCCCUGGAAUCAACCCAAAGAGAAGUUAGUCUUUGAAUUGCAUUCUCAUUCUAUUCAUAGUGAUGGCUUCUUAUCACCUUCCAAGCUCGUCGAAAGAGCCCAUCAAAAUGGGGUGAAGGUUCUUUCAUUGACAGAUCAUGAUACUCUAUCUGGCAUCCCCGAAGCACUGGAAGCAGCUAGUAGAUUUGGCAUUAAAAUUAUUCCUGGAGUUGAAAUUAGUACAAUGUUCACCCAAGGGAGGGACUCUGCAUCAGAUGAACCAGUGCACAUUCUUGCAUACUACAGCAGUUGUGGACCAGCAAAAUUUGAUCAAGUGGACAAGUUCCUGAGUAGUAUAAGGGAUGGGCGUUUCCUCCGUGCGGAGAACAUGAUUUUAAAACUUAACAAACUGAAGUUGCCACUUAAGUGGGAGCAGGUAGCAAAAAUUGCAGGAAAGGGAGUUGCUCCAGGGAGGCUGCAUGUUGCCCGUGCUAUGGUUGAAGCUGGCCAUGUGGAGAAUCUAAGACAGGCUUUUUCCCGAUAUCUUUAUGACGGAGGACCUGCUUAUGCUACGGGAAGUGAGCCACUUUCAGAGGAGGCCGUCCAAUUUAUAUGUGAGACAGGAGGUGUAGCAGUUUUGGCACAUCCAUGGGCAUUAAAAGAUCCAAUUGCUGUUGUUAGAAGAUUGAAAGAAUUCGGGCUACAUGGUAUAGAGGCCUACAGGAGUGAUGGAAAACUAGCAGCAUACAGUGACCUAGCAGAUUCUUAUGGUCUGCUGAAGCUUGGAGGUUCAGAUUUCCAUGGAAGAGGAGGGAAGCAGGAGUCUGAGGUCGGAAGUGCGAGCCUUCCAAUGUUGGCUGUGCAUGAAUUUCUGAAAGUGGCCCGCCCUAUCUGGGGCAGAGCAAUUAGUGAAAUUCUGGAGAAUUACAUAAAAUAUCCGUCAGAAACGAACUUUCAACUUAUUAUGAGUUUUGGAAAGCCUAAAGUCUGCAAGGGCAUUUCUCCUGCGAGUUGUCCCGGUGAUUUUAUGGGACAAUGCUUGUCACUGUGGUUGACAAAUGAGGAGACGCAGAAUGCGGAAUUUGAAGCCAUCAAAUUGAAGCUUGCAGCCAUAUCUACCAAUCAAUGAUUAGGUUCUGCAGCGCGCGCUGCAAUGAGGAUAUUCUUUUGCCAUAAUUUUGGGACACCAAAGCUUCACAUAUCUAUUUAUCUAACAUCUCUAUCUAUAUUAUUAUAAUUGUCUUCACAGAAGAGACGUGGUACAUCGCUUGGGCAAGAAAAACUAUUUAUGGAGCAAUGCAACUUUUUUGUAUGACUAUUUAGCUGUGUCUUUGCUUUAAAUCUUUUUUACUUCUACCA